Fusarium proliferatum ET1 is the source of this 1842-nucleotide messenger RNA. RefSeq lists its product as uncharacterized. The record is from RefSeq and is a predicted model, not a curated record. The coding region runs from base 1 to 1842 and encodes 613 amino acids. Lineage: Eukaryota; Fungi; Ascomycota; Sordariomycetes; Hypocreales; Nectriaceae. The transcript is spliced from 2 exons. Gene Ontology annotation, biological process: SNARE complex assembly. Gene Ontology annotation, molecular function: SNARE binding. Gene Ontology annotation, cellular component: phosphatidylinositol 3-kinase complex, class III, type II; lytic vacuole; endosome.
AUGUCGACCCUCUCCGAACCCCGUCGUCCCCGUCUUCUCCCGCAGAACCGCAAGCUUCGUCACCUUCGCGGCAUCUGGCUUCGCAAUUUGUCCUUCGCGCCCACGAGUCUCAGAACAGCAGAUGACGCCGAUCUAGCUACGAGCAAGCUACAAGUGGUCAAAGAAUCGAGUCAAUUGCAUCCGUCGCGGUCGUCAGAGAGCUUGAGGAAGGGCAAUGCUAGGCCGGAUGCGCUCAGGCCGGUGCAGAAGCGUAGGACGAGUUUGAGCUUGGCGCAUGCCAAUCUCGUGGCGCGGCAGAAGAAUUUGGAGACGCUAUAUGAGGAGGCUGUGGGGGAUGUGUUUUACUCGCUGCAUGUGGACGCGGAUGCUGAGCCUGUCUACAUCAGCGAGGUGCGAGAGCGAGCUACGAGCUUCAACUUCAGAUUCUUCAGUCUCGAAAAUUGUGCGUCGGCCAUUUCACGAUGCAAUUCCAUGAUCCUACGAAUCUGGGCGCGCCGACCGAAAGCCGAAUCAUGGACCUUUCUCCUCGAAGAAACAAUCGACCUGUGCCGUCUCAACUUCAUCGGCACCCUAAUGGACCGAAACUUCCCGCCCAACGCAUUGAUAUUCCACCUCGAAGACGGCGUAUACUCGUUCGACUUUCCCAACAAGAUAUCCGAGCCGAAGCAAGCGCCGCAAGUAGCCACAUCGUCAUACAAUGCGCUCAUGAAGCUAGCCAACCUCGAGAGUUCGAUCGAAGACGCGAUAGAGACACAGCAGAGAUUAAUGGAAGAGAUAAACCGUAUACUAGACGAAAGCCCACCUGAUAAUUCGCAAAUGGCGAGGGAAGUUGUCGUGAUGGCCGAUAAAUAUGUUACAGCGCAAAGACGGUUGAAUAAACAGGCGCAAAAGAAGCGCGAUGAUUUGCAGGAGUCUAUACGGAGUCGGCGCGAAGCGAUUGUCAAGGGGAGAGAGCUUCAGAAUGAAGCGGAGAAGGACAUGGAGAGCAGUCGAGAGAAGUUGACCGCUUCGGAGGAGCUUCUUGAGCAGACGCAGCAGCAGAUUCGGGGGCAACGAAGACGUAUUUGCGCCGACCUUUCGGACAUAUUUCCGAUCACCCCGAUUCCUAAUGCGCCGCCGCUUUCGUUCCAGAUAUGCAACAUACCACUAUCGAACUCGAUAUACGAUGCGGCUACUGCGAGAAAUAUCUCCGAAGACCUCUUGUCCGCUGGUCUAGGGAUUGUCGCUCUGCUUACGAAGCACCUGCAGUUCUAUCUCGCGCAUCCAUUACCAUACCCUCUUGAUUGGUUCGGCUCCAGAUCAUAUGCGCGCGAUGACAUCUCCCAAUUAUCCGACCGGACAGUCUCGCGUCGAGAAUUCCCACUCUAUCUCCCAAGAGGUGGCUCAACAGCAGGUCAAUGGCGCUUCGAAUACGCAUGGUUUCUCCUCAACAAAGACAUUGAGGCUCUCUGCUCAUCGCAAGGUCUCCGCGUCGUCGACAUCCGGCACACCCUCCCGAACCUCAAAUACUUGCUCUACGUCUGCAGCGCCGGCAGCGACCAAGUACCAGAGCGCAAAAAGGGGGGUGUUCGCGGGUUGUGGGCCGGAAGGAUGAAAGGACGCAUGUCCACCAUGUCGGCGCAGUUCGACGGCGAUUCGGGUAGUGUUACAGAGAGCCGGAGGGGCAGCACGGAUAGUGAGGUCAAUCAGAACGGCGAUGUGUUACGGGAUGCGAUUAUCAAGAGUAAUGGACUUAAUAAAGAUGAGGGGCGUGAGAGUUUGGAUGAUGGGAUUUCGUUACCUUUUGGGGAGGGAGAUGCCAAGUUCACGCUGAGGACGAAGGGUCUGAGGGAGAGGCGAUGA